Molecule: messenger RNA, 2727 nt
Organism: Daldinia vernicosa
Lineage: Eukaryota; Fungi; Ascomycota; Sordariomycetes; Xylariales; Hypoxylaceae
Product: fungal-specific transcription factor domain-containing protein
Exons: 3
Coding region: 413-2590 (725 amino acids)
Biological process (GO): DNA-templated transcription
Cellular component (GO): nucleus
Molecular function (GO): DNA binding; DNA-binding transcription factor activity, RNA polymerase II-specific; zinc ion binding
Source: RefSeq, a predicted model, not a curated record
UACUAGAAACCGAUAGGUCCCAGCUUUAAGGUAUCUCUAAUUUCCCCGGCCUCUCAUUUCGAUAAACCAGAUCCCACCAGACUGGACUGGACUGCUGAAGCACGCGGGAACUCGCGUGGGUUUAACCUGCGUCGCCUCGACGCCUCCCGUGUCACUAACAGCCUUAUCUCCCCAACCCUCUCUUAUCCCUUAUCACACAUAUACCUCAAGAGGCUUUCCCGGAGGCAGUGGAGAGCCGUCUGCAGAGAUCAGCGUUACUUGGUACGAUUCGAGGUCGUACUGUGGCAGCAGACCCUGUCUCUUUAGAAGCUUACCACGGAUUGUCUAGGCGGACCCCGAUAGUGAUACGGCGAAGCCGACCUCGAAGGAGCAGAUAGCGGCGUUGUGUGUAACCCGUCUAAUAUUUUCAGUCAUGUCCAACCUUGGCACUGUUCCCAGGACGGCUCCCAUUGCCAUUGCGCCUAAACCCUCUCAGCUCUUUUCUAUUCGCCACCAUAUCAACGACGCAUCUCUGAAUAGUAUGAACAGUAAUGAUUCAACCGAUUCGGAUUCAGCUGUAAGUGGAAACUCAACGCCUUGUGAAUCUUGUCUAAGAAGGCGAUUCAAGUGCGUUGUUGGAGAUGACGACGACAGCUGCGUAUCUUGCCAAGUCCGGGGGAUCCCAUGUUCUUUAAAUCAGAGCCCUCAGCCUCGUAAAAGAAAGCUAGCGCGUGACUCAACCGAGGAGAGUAACAGGAAGAGAGGCUCGCCUGGCAGGUCUGAUAACAGAAGACUGCGGCAACGUCAAGCUAGCUUGUCAAGUACAACUGCAAGCACUUCUUUAAUCGAGGAGAUGGCUAAUUUUGGCGGCCCAACUUUACUCAAGCGCACGCUCGGUCUCCAGGAAGACCGGUACAGCCAGUACAUAGGUCCGACCACUGACUUUGAGCCGUCCUUGAUCAACCUCUCUCCAUUCGACCCUCAAGAUGAGAGCCUUCUUGCUCGAGGUACUCUUAGGAAAGUUAGCGACAAUGAUACCUUUUUGAUGUUGCCUGAUAGUACGACCCCUGGUCACGAGCGUCAAUACGACGAUGUCGACGAAAUCCAGCGACUUGUGACUCCCUACGGCCGCAAGUUGAUUGAUCUCUAUUUCGAAGUUGUACAUCCCGCAUUUCCCAUCCUUCAGAAGAACGUCUUCUACGAGAAAUACGAUCGGAACUACCGGGAGUUCUCGCCGCCGCUGCUCGCUGCUGUUUACAUCCUUGCUAUUAACUGGUGGGACUAUUCGGAGGAGCUAUCAAAGUCCCAGCGACCAAACGUGCGAGAAUUGGAAAGGUUAAUACGAUCUUCUUUGGCUGAUGCUAUGUGGCGCCCGAAGCUCUCUACCGUGCAAGCCGGACUUUUACUUUCGCAACGACCCGAGGGUGACCAAUGGGCCCCAACCGCUCAGAUCGUGGCGAUCGCGCAAGAACUUGGCCUCCACCUAGAUUGUACGCACUGGAAGAUACCGCCUUGGGAGAAGGGUCUUAGGAAAAGACUUGCUUGGGCUUUGUAUAUGCAAGAUAAAUGGGGAGCUCUUGUUCAUGGACGGCCGUCACAUAUCUUCAGUUCUAACUGGGUUGUGCAGCCUCUAGCAUCAAGUGAUUUUUCGGAGGCAGAAUUAGACGAACAGAAUCCAGAGGAAAAGAUGGAUAUAGAGCGAGGUCGAACGUUGUUUGUUCAAAUGAUCUAUCUUACGCAGGUGCUAGCCGAGAUCCUCGAGACUUUCUACACGCUCGAGGCUAUGCAGAACGUGACCGAUGCCGGACCGCAAGGCACUCACCUUGUGCUGGGCCUGGCGAAACCCAUACAGCUUAAGCUCAAAGAGUGGUAUGCUGCGCUCCCGAGCGUGAUCCGUAUGGAUUCUUCUUUCCAGUCUGGUACCGUCGCCCCCGCCGUCGCAUCCACACGGCUAUCGAGCAUUGGAUAUCUGCACUUGGCUUACUUCGCAACGGAAAUCACCCUCCAUCGCCGGAUUAUCCGGUCUUUAGAGACAGAUUCACAGGCUGUCGACCCUUACGUCCAGCACAUUUGCCGUAGCGCUGCGAAAGCCCGCCUGAUAUCCGCUAUGGACUUUGUUAAUCGGCUGACGCCUCAACAUCUCCGAUCAUUUUGGUACUUUGCUUCAAAGACCAAUUUUGCCUUAAUUGGCACCUUUGGGUCACUUCUCUGGGCUACCUCUCCAGGUCGCGAAGAGGCGGACUGGUACCGACGCAGGCUUGGAGAGUAUCGCUGGACGUUAAGCGUUAGCAGUAAGCCCGGUGAAUCCAAAGGUCUUACCGAAUUUGCGAUGGGCAUGCUUGAUAUAUCGACCGGACUGCUGAAACAACUUCCCGAGAAACCGGAACUGAGUCGCAGCGGAAGCGCUAUCGAAUUCGAAGCCGGCAGGCGUCAAAGUAUUUUCUCUAUGGGUAUGGGUAUGGGUAUGGGCAUCACUCUAGGAGAGCAAUAUAGCAGUAUGGCCAGCGCCGACAUUAGCAGUAUCCAGAGUCCCGAAAGUCAAAUCGAUAGUAGCGAUGAGGAUUAUGAUACGUUUGCCCCAAUGGCUGGGCUGGCUGGCAUGGGUGACUGAGGAAGUCACGCGAGCAUUUCUUAUCGUCUUUUCCUAUUUUCUAACUUUUUAGGUGUCAUGAUAGAACGGGGUUUGCGAAUGAAGUAGGAAUAAAAAAGACAGGGAUGAGGCAAGGUCACGCCAUAGGCACGAAAUCU